AUGCCUGGGACCAAUAGGCUUGAUAAACGUCGUUCCAAAUUCCGGGCUGGGCACUUAUUUAGCGCCAACCGAGUGAUUCCAAGGCGAAGGCCGGCAUACUCCCACGAUGCUCCAGAUCGGCAGUUUUAUGUUCUCAAGCGUCGGUUUGCAGCGUUUGAUACGUCUCCUAUGCCACUGCCGCUGGUUUCUUGCAAUGGUAACAGUGUAUCUUUCUUUCCCGAAGAUGGUUCAAACACGCUUAUGUCUGAUGGAACUAAUCGGGUUUCGAGUUCCGGCAACCUUCGUCGCAUUCCAAGUGCUGGAAGCAUUGAGUCGAUUGAUCAAAAUGUGGGUGAGCAUGAAUUUGGCCCUUUCCAUACGGAAUCCCAAGACUUUUGUGAUGAGGAUGAUGACCUCCAACUAACAAUCGAUUCCACUAAGCGGGGUCGCACACUCGCAACUCCCCAGCGGUCUGCAGGGACUCCAGUUGAUGUUCCUGGACGUGACCCUCACAGGUCUCAUCACGGGGGGACUUGUUACUCGCCUUUCGUUGCCACGUCGGACACUGAGGCGGUGACGCUAGGUACUGCUGGUAGCAAUAUCGUUGCUGAUCAGUCUAUCGAUGACUUGCUGACGAACCCCACGGUGCCCGCCUCACCGAGCGUCAAAUGCGACGACAGUCCUCGCUGGCUCGGAAGUGCGAGCAUCACCGAUAAAACUCGUCGCCUGGGUGGACACUCCCGGCGUCCGAGUCGCAUGAGCUCCUCAACCGUCGAUUCCAACGAAGAAACCGGCGGUUAUGUUUCCUCUAACGAACUUCACCACCACCCCCACCGUUACUCGUCGUCUCACUCGCCGGCUAGAUCUGUCAAAGACCAACAGCAAGAGUCACUCCCCAUGGCUGUUGGUGCAGGCGGGGAGGCGGAUGAGCAGAGAUAUUGUUUUUGCAAUGAUGUUAGUUAUGGUGAUAUGAUCGCCUGCGAUGCGCCGACCUGUCCAUUUGAGUGGUUUCACUACUCGUGCGUAGGACUCACAGUUGCACCAAAGGGUCAGUGGUUUUGUCCGUCCUGUGCCAAAGGCGGUGCUAUCAGCACACGGUUCGCGGGAACAUCCUCCGCAAGCAGGAAAAGGUCGAACCACCGCCGGUGA
This is a messenger RNA of Mesocestoides corti, 1128 nucleotides long. Lineage: Eukaryota; Metazoa; Platyhelminthes; Cestoda; Cyclophyllidea; Mesocestoididae. The record is from the annotation of a GenBank genome assembly.